AUGACGCUAGCGGGCUAGUUGAACACACAACACAACCUACACCCCAGCACUGGUAGUUUGGUGGAGGUAGCGAUGAGGACCUGUCGCGGCUUGUUGCUCGUCUUCCUUGCUGGCCCGUACUUGGCGUGCCUGGCGGACGAAGGGGCAUCGAUCCCACCAGCGACGGCAGCAACAGCAGCGGCAGCAGACGCUGCCGAGGAUGAGGUGUUCUCCAAGCUAGCGGAGGCGGAACAGGCGGCGAACGCCGCUGCGGCCGCUGCCCAGAGGGCAGCAGCCAGCCUAGAGGAUAUGGAGAACCGUGCGCAGGAGGAGGAGGGGCAGGAGGAGAAUGAGGGCUCGGAAGAACGAGUAGAUUCAAGUGAUGAUCAUGUAGAUGGCGGUGGGGCAGCAGCCGAGCACGACAAGGCUGCGCUUGAGGCAGCAGACGCAGCGGCGGCAGCAGCAGCAGCAGCAGCAGCAGCAGCAGACGCAGCAGCAGCAGUAGCAGAAGACACUGCAGCUUCCACAGCAGAGGGAAUCGUCGACGAAGACGACGACUUGGUGGAUUCGGCAGCGGCGGCAGCAGAGAGGGUACUUGGGGAUGAAGACGGCGGCGGCGGCGGGGGCUUUGACGCGGAGAAGUGGAAACGUGCGGCUGGACAGCAAUGGGAGAAGGUGACGGGACGAGUGGACGGGUUCAUCGACGGCUGGCGGAGGGACGGGGACGGUAACCCCUUCAAGGGAGCUCUGGGCAGCUACGACGCGCUGCUGGAGGAGCACUACCUCAAGAUGUCUUUCGGGCAGGCGACUGCGCUCGGGGUGGUAGGGGACACGGUGGCCCAGCGGCUGGAGAGGUGGCGGAACCCGGGGCAGCGAUACGAGUUUUUGCGCACGGUGCAUGCCGGCAUCCUCAACAUGAUCAUAGACGGAAUUUUUACCCCGCACUGGUAUAACUUGGUGGACUACGUCAACGACGAGAUGACGUUGGGGCUAGCAUUCGCCAAGGCCGUUGCGUCCAGCGUGUUCUACAGCCCUUUCGCCAACGGGCUGUUCCUUGCUGGCGCGCGAGUGCUGCGCUACGGGUUCAAGACCCGAUUUGGCUGGGCGGUGUGGAGGCGGCAGCUGACGGUGUGCACGAUCCGAGACUUCGAGAUGUGGCCUCCGUUGCACGUCCUCAACUUCUGGUUGGUGCCCAAGCACUGGCGGCCCCUCGCCGGUCACCUAGCCGGAGUGGUCCUCCUGGCCGUAAUCUCGUGCACCGGUCUCACCGACGCCGGGCUGCCCCUGGGCCAGCGUGCCGUGCCCCUCAUGAUGAGAUGGGCGAGAGCCGUCGGGGGGCGGCUCAGCGGCAAGGGGCGGCGGGCCUCGGGCGCACCGCCGGCGAAGCAAUAAUAAUCGCCUACCUUGUUUGUUGUGUUUUUGUGAGUUAAAGCGAUUGGCUCUUCCCGUAGAUGGAGUCGUUCGUGAGGCUGAGCAGCCGAGGCGUUUUGCGUUACGCCCUUGUCAAAGUCUAAACGUCUCCACACUUCUGUCUCUGAAAAGUGGGUGCCCCCUGACAGAGGGAUGGGAGGGGAAGACGAAAGCUUUGAGCCUUUGUGUCUACCGUAGCGGGCGUGAUGUCCAUGUAACGAGGCGGUGGUUACGACGGAACGGUUUCGACGAUGCGGUCUAGGGUGGGGUGAGUGGGGUGGAGGGGCUAGCGCGUUUGUUUACAGCAGAAGCAGCCGGAUUGGGACCCGAAUUUCUUGUUCAACUUGACUGAAAGACCAAACACAUGACCGAGUGUUUUUCGGAAAAAUGCUGAGAUUUUUCGCCCUCCCUCAAAGCGGGAAUAGGUAAGAGCGCGCGAUGUGUGCCAGGGCCAUGUUCCAUGUUUACAAUGUCCUUCUUGGUUCGGUGCUUCUCUUUCUGCUGUUCGGGGAUGUUUUGUCCGGUAUGCAACUGGUAAAGUCAGCCGGAGAAGGAGACAAUGCCGAGCGGGAUUGGGAUUGGGUCGAUGUCCUUGCUCGUGGUGUACUUGAGGCAAACGGCUUUGGUCUGGUUUGUAGUCCUCUUGCCGUGCGGUAUGGUAGAGGUUUGCCAUUGUGUUCAUCGCAUGCAUGCAUGCGUGCGUGUGUUGGUUUGUGUUUUCUUUUUGCCACCGGAUGACCGAUCGUGCCCGAAAAGUCGGCUGGGUUAACUUCGUGGGUAUUUUGAUUCCAUUCGUUAUUUUUUUGUUGGAGGCGCCGGGAAGGGAUCGUUUUGGUUUUGUCAGUCGCACACCACAAUCCGGGUGGCCGCUCAUGCAAGGUUGUAGUGGUGCACGUUUUGUUCUUUGUCAGGCGAACGUAGAGUAGCGCAGAAUUUUUUCCGGCGUUGGGUUUGCGGGUGCAGGUUCGUCGAGAACUUGUUUUUCAAUCAGGGGAAUCGGGCGGCCGUGUAAACAGCAGUUGGUUUAACAAUGAGGGGUAACGUUGGGUCUGGUUUUCCCGCAGCAACCAACUUUAUGUCGAUAGUGUAACUCGUACCUAAGGUAGGCCCUUGCGUAAGCAUGUGUGCACCUGUCUUUUACUCUUAAUUCUGAUUUGACUCCUACGCCUGCUUCAUGCCAAGGAUCAAGAUUAUUUCGAACUGAACGUGCAAAGGCGAAACGCCCGUUCGAAUUAUCUCGGGGAUAGUGCGCAAGGUCGUUAAGGUCCCUUGAAUGGGAGGAGACAAGGAAGGUGACCCACCCCCUGCCCGCUUGGCUGCGUGCGCUUGACUCCAGCGAUAUGUGUCGGUCAUGGUGUGCUCUUUGAAUUUCCACGCGAUUGUUUCUCACCCUUCCUUGCCAUUUAGAUUUUCGUCAGAUUAUUUCACUGCUCUCGGAGGGUACACAACACGGGGGUACAUUGCUUUGAUUCCUUUGACACGUUGCAUGGCGUCUACCGAAUUCUAGGAGCCUACGCAUGCGCCAUAGGUAUCUCUGUACACUCUCACAGCCUGUAUGCGCACCUGACAGUAAGAUAGAAGAAGCCACCGCGGGGUAAAUCCUCGGUUUGCAAUACAUGUGUAAGUUCCCACCGGCGAACGUAUGCCCGCCCUCAAUUCA
This is a messenger RNA of Ectocarpus sp. CCAP 1310/34, 3049 nucleotides long. The record is from the annotation of a GenBank genome assembly. Lineage: Eukaryota; Phaeophyceae; Ectocarpales; Ectocarpaceae.